CAUAUUUGUACACUUUUAUUUUAAUGCAUAACAGAAAAUUAACUUAUUACUUGCUUGGUUUCACACUGCGUCUAAGCAACUGAACCUGGAUUGAUGACAUCUUAUAGCGGUAAUUAAUAAUGCGAUUAGCGUUGCUCGCUUCCUGAAGUUGCAAACUCAGUUUGCAGAUCCCGCUGUUUUUCAAAACGUGCGGGUCGUCAUGGUAUGUCUACUUGUAGACAUUAUGCUUGGAAUUCCUCCUACCGAAGACAUCUCAGUACUGAUUGCUGCAAUGAAACAACCUGAAGACACGGGAGAAGAGUGGACUUUGCAACGAGAAGAAUGGGUUGCACAGCUGGUCGAGCAAUGUCAUCAGUUGUUGGUGCAUGAGGACGAGCUUUACGUCGGUGGAUGGGCGUUGAUUGAGCCACUCAUAGGGUACGUUUCAGUCCUUGUAAAAUUCUAGUUACAUACUGUAGCUUAUUCUUUUAAAGAGGGUCUGAAUGCGGUAACCAGUGACUCGAACGGUCUGUGCCAGUGUAGGUAUAGCGACCAUAAAAAGACAGCUACGGAUUGAUAGGGAUACAGCUACCUCAAUGAUUAGCACACUCCAUGCACUAGAAUUUACGGCUGUACACAGGCUAUCCAUGCACAUGCACUUACAAAUUACAAUCAUGAUGAAGAUCUAGGCUCAGGGUAAAAAGCUUUUCGGAAUAAAUAACGUUCUACAAAAAGAAAUCAAGGAACUUAUUCUGCCUCUUUUCUACCUACAGACCAGACGGAGAGGGUUCCGACUUCGAACAAGAAGUAGUUCUGCUGCUGACUGAGAAAGCCUUCUACAUUGCCAGGUAAUUUUUUGUAGAUAUUGUUAAGCUUAAAAGUAAAAUUUGUUUAGACUAAUUAUAUUGUGCUGAAAAUAAGGUUAAUGAAAUAUUUACAUAGUAUGCUAGGCAUAGUAGGCUAUGAAAUAUUUACAUAGUAAUGGAUUAGGUAAUCUAUUAUUUCCCUUGCAGUUAUGACGAGGAGGAGGAAUGUGUGAAUCAAUACGAAUGUCAACCUUUGGAAAAUCUAGAAAAGAUUGAAAUAGGUAAUUCAUUUCAUGUUUAAUUGUUGCUAAAUAUUCGUUCAGCUAAAUCUUUUGUAUUUGCAUUCUUUUAGGUCAAGACCUAUCCCAGAGGUUUCCGAAUUCCGGUCUACGUCUGCAUUACCGCAGUAAAGAAGAGAGUGGAUAUUUUCACACGUUUAAAGCUCUUCAGAACAGAACUGCUGAUGAAGAUAAAGGUACUGUGUUUUCAUGUUUUAUUAAAAAUGGGCAUUUGCUAAUUUUAUAUUUAUACGGUUGUUCAGUACUGUGCUUUUGUAUUAUGCAGUUUGAUGAUUUGUUUAUUUAGAUGUUUUACAUGGCAUUGCUGAUGAAUUUCGUAAAGCAUCCUUGGUAAUCAAUACAAAGCCAAAGGUCAUUGAAUGCAGAUUGAACAAGUAAGUUAGAGUUCUCUCUGACUAUGUUGUUGUUGUUGUUGUUGUUGUUGUUGUUGUUGUUGUUGUUGUUGUUGUUGUUGUUGUUGUUGUUGUUGUUGUUGUUGUUGUUGUUGUUGUUGUUGUACAUAUGUUUUCAUCCAUACGAACACAACACAAUGUACUGUAAGGAAAGUAUAUUCAGCCUUUAAACUAAACUGACAUACUUUUUUUCCCAGGAAGAAAAGCAAACCCCAUGACGUGAUUCAGCUAUCUUACAAACCUCGACCAUGCAGUGGUAACAAUCAUUAUCGUUGUAAGAAAACAUCGUGUUCUCCCAAAAUAGUUCAUUCAACUUCAGCUCCUGCGAAACUCGACAAAAUGGCUUCUCCUCCGGAGAAAACAACGGGAACGGAAAAUUCUGAGGAAGUAAGCCAAGACGAAGGUAAUAUUAUUGAUAGUAGUUGUAAUACAAAUAAAUCUGGUUUGUAUAAAAGGUAUUUAUCGGCUGGUGCCGAAACUCUGAAACAAAGCGAUGUGUCAGGGGUUAAAAUCACAGAGCAUAAUUUUGAAGGUGAAUUUUUAUCGGAGAGAAGCGAAACAAAUGACAAUACAAAACGUUUGGAUUGUGUAAGCAUGACUGUAAAAACAAGUGAACAACAGGUGAAUUUAAGCGAAGAGGCAAAUGAUGGACACUCCAACGAAAACAACGUAGAUAUUAACUUCGCAAACAAUGCUGAUAGUCCUGGAACUUUAUUAGAGAAAGAUAAUGGGCAGGAAAACUCUUCAAAAGAAGGGAAAUUAAACCAAGUGAGUGAAGAUACUAACCAACAUGACAAAGAAGCUUGCAGGAAAAAAGUUAUAACUGAAAAACAAGGUGCAGUCUCAUCAGAUGUAAAUGCUUCACCAAACCAAGGCAGGCGGGGAAAAGUUGAUCAUAGUAUCGAGGUUGAAACGUCCAAAGAAUUGGACCAAAGCGAGACAAAUUCCGAGAAAAGUAUAAUGAACAGACUUAUUAAAGGCGGAAAGAAAAUAUCGAGUGCAAAUAGCUCACCCAAAAUGACAAGAAAGCAAGGAGAUUCGAAUAAAACUUCCAAUGAAUUGCCAAAAGAAUCUGAAACGAGUUCAAGUUUAACUGCAAAUCUGAAGAAAAACUUUAAAAAUAGAUUUGCAGACAUCUCGAUCAGUUUUCGUAAGAAUGACAAUUCUGUAAACGCUUCCGAAAUACGAUGGCAGUCGGAGGAUUCCGAGGACACUCCGGAGCUCCCGAGGACUGAUGGAAAACGGAAUAUUUUAGCCGCUGCACAGGAACGGGGCAGGGCCUUCAUUCCUGAGCUGAAAAAUAAAUUUACUGGAUUGUCGAAUCGCUCCCCCCGGCUGGAACGGAGAAGGGACUGGGAGAAAGUCAUACAGGAGAGUGGUUGUCGCACUACGAUUAUUCAAAUUUGAAUUUUUAUUUUUUUUAAUUAGGGGACCUAAAUUUGUAUUGCCAUAUUUCUUUGAGUGUAGCAACUAUCUUAACCUCCUCCGCAGGCAACUCGUUAUGGUGAGCGGAGGGGGGGUACUAGAAACUCACUGCACAAUUAUCCAUCAUGAUCCCCUGUUAUUCCAUCAUUUCCCUAUAAGUAUUUCGUAAUUCUGCCUUUGGUCACCGAGUCGUCUGCGGAGGAGGUUGCAACUAUCCUUAGCAUUACAUAAAUAACGUAUUGAAAAGGUUGAAACUGCCUGUGAAGUAGAAUUCAUAAAAUUUCCACGUUGUAUAACUUAUGUAAAGUUAUUGUAAUACACUGAUACUGUAUGCACAAAAUUCACAAAUAUAAAAGUAAAAUAGAAUAAAUAUAUGUUUUGUCAUACCUAUAAUAUCUUCAUAUUGUACGGUUUAUUUCUCAAUAUAUAGUAUAUACAGUUAUUCUUAUUUAAGUUUGCGCAAAAUAAAUAAGUACACAUGCGUAUAUACAAGCCGGCGUAAUAUGAAAUAUGCCCCCCCAAAAACAAAAGUACGCUCCCUGGGCCAAAUUUCCUAGGAAAUAUGUCUCGAAGGGUCUUAUAGUUCAGUGAUUUGUAUUUUGCUAAUUUUCAUUAGACAACUCAAUUAUAAACGAUUUUCAGUUACGAAUACAUAUCUUUCAUUGACAUAUCGAAAACAAAAUCUUCGUUUGUGAUUUUUGUUAUUUUAAGAAAGUAACUCCUCGUGCAAUAAAUUUUACGCAUUAAGAUUUUAAGAACAAAUAUGCAGACGUUUUGCGAGUGUUCUCGAAUUUUGACGAAUGCAAAACAAACAUGUGUAUUCUAGCAUUUUUUGUGUUAAUAGCAGCAGAAAUCAGUCCGGCUGAUUAUUCUACCUCAAUUCCUACCACAGUCUUGUUAAUUUAACGAGGAAUCUGGUUAUAUUUGACCAGCACGUCCUUGUUUAAAACAACUAGACUAUUUUAGAUGAAUAAAUGACGAGGGGGCCCAGGUUAUUUAUCCACCUAACAUAUAGUCUGCUUAAUGUAACCAGAGAGCCCUGGUCAAAUUAACCAGAUGAUAGCAGGGAAAAGGUUCAAAUAACCAGGAAUAUUAAGUUAACCCAAAUAGAGUUAAUUCCAGAUUAACCAUGCAUGAAAAAUUUUAACCAAAAUCUUUUUAGAGUAUAGGUAUAGUAUACCUAACUAGGCUUUUUUUUAAAUCGUCAUAACGGCAACUUUUUUUCUAUCUUUCAAGCAGUUCAUGAGAGACAAACCACGGCAGGCUGGGUGACACUGAACACAUCCUGUGUAAACAGUCGUUCUCAAACAAUUGCGUCAUGAUCAUAUUUGACUUUCACUUCCUGUAUCAUUCUAUGCUAAAUGACGUAUUUGCAUGUGUAUCAAACUUGGGCAAACGCGUUAAACAGUUGGUCGAGUUCACAAAAUUAUGUCGAAAAUUGUUUCUGAAAAAGGUGUGAACAUCACACACUUUAUAGUCAUGAGAGGAUAUACCUCCUUAAGAAAUUUUGACAGCACAAAGUUGUCUAUACGCAUGAUUAAGAGCGUGGGAAGCAAAGUGAAUUUCAUGGGGGCAAUAUAAUGUCUUAGAGCAAUACAAAAGCUAAGCACCUUUUCCGUUGAUUUCCUAAGAAAAGAAAUACUGACCACUUUGGUUAUUAAUACACAUUGGCUAACAACAAGAGUGCAAUUUUAUCGAAAUACAAUGCCAAAAAGAAAUUCAGUGCAAAACAAACUAGGAAAUACUCGUCCUUCGGAUUCGUGCUUGUUUUUUUUUUCAAAAUUGCACUCGAAACCACACUAUUACCUAUAUUAACAUAUCUUCAAAAUCCUUACAUACUGAUUGCAAUUCCCAUACUAUGGAUAUAGUUUGGAAGUAGUAUAUAUGGAUAUACUAUGGAUGUAGUGAUGCGAUCGCAAAUUUCAUAGCAUGAAUUUCACUAUUUUUUUCCAGUGUAAUGUGAUAUUAACCUAUUUACAUGCAAUUAUUCCACCACAUAAAGUUAUCUUUGAGUAUAUACAAUAAUAACGACUUUAUUUAUAGAAGGUGACAGGUAACAGUCCUAAGAGACUGAUAAACUACUGGCCCUCGCUAGCUUUCAGUUGCACAAUGUGUGGCUGUUGACGCUGCUGAAGUUUUCCUCAGAACGAGUUCGGUCGACUGAGUGCGUACAUCAUUAUUUGUCACGUUACCACAUCGUUCUCUGCGUGGCAAAAUCCUUUUCAGCAAUUUGAACGUACUGCGUCGAAACUCUCGGUUAAUCCCCACGUAUAUGAAAGGAUUUGCCAGCCCGUUUAGGAAGCGCACCAUCUGUAUGAUGUAAUGCAGAUCAUGGUACGGUACGUUUACUUUAUGCAGGCUAAAAACCCAAAUAUAACAGAAGAGUGGUAUCCAGGACACUACGAAAGCUCCGAUUAUCAAAGUUAGUGUUUUUGCUGCUUUGAAUUCGCGUUUGAUUCGAUUGGUUGCCGAAGGAUUGCUGUUGUUGAUCUGACGUGCUUGGUACGUAGCGACUUUGUAGAUCCAGCCGUAUGUCAAAAGCAUUGCCAAUAAUGGAAGCAGAAAGCUUGCAAAGGUGAUGAAAAUUAUAUAGCCAUCCGUGAAGAACACGCACUGUCUCAUAUCAAAUUCACCAACGGGAAUUCUAGAUGCGAGAGAGAUCGUGAUAGCGUAGCCCCACACGAAACAAAGAGCCACUAGACAACGUUUUCGUGACACGAUUGUCUGAUAACGUAACGGGUACUUGACGGCCACGAAACGUUCUGCGCUUAUCACGGUGAAACUGAUUAUGGAGCACGUACAACACAACACGUCUACCAUCGAGCCUACUUGACACAGCGUUUUCGAGUCGUCUUUUAUAUACUCUGUGAGAUAAAAGGGAAUUCCAAACACCGCUAUAAGUAUGUCUGCUAUGCCCAAAUUCACCAAGAAGUAAUGCUUAGCUGUUCGUAUUUCUUUGGAAAGCGAGUAGACCACGCACAUGAAUCCGUUCGCCACAAAACUAGACACGGCAAUUAGGAUGAAAACAACCAAUAGAAUCGUUGGUAGUUCGGGGUGAACUUCUUGGAUCCUCUUAGGAAGACACAACUUCUUAUGCGUAGGAAGACACUGACAGUCAAAAUGUGUGCAAGAUUCAUUCCGCAAAUCAAACUCUCCUGUGCCAUUUGCAGUACAGUUUAGAAACAGCUUAUAACAAUUAUAUUUUGCUUCUGUAGAAUUGAGGUGUUUAAUAAGGUCGAAAAUGUUAUUUAGCAGGCUUUGAUUCAUCUUUGUGGACACAAACGUUUGCUGGUGAACUGACUUUAUGGGUGGUGGAUGUGUUGGCGGAAAGUGUUCCAAUUAAAGCGGUCAAAAAGUUGAAGUAUAUAGUCAGUGACGAUGAGGUCAAGGUUAAACAAUACACGACUUUAUCUAUAUAUGCAGUCUUCGAUUUCCGAGGUUUCAGUGUACAGAUAUAUUAGUGUAAGCUGAAGACAAAUUAGUUAAUGAAACAGAAUAGCUUGCAACAGUGAACUCGUACCUAACUCAAAACAAGACCGUUUCUUUCUAUAUGUUAACGAUUUAAAAAGUUUAACCGAUCCAGCUUAUUGACAGCUUGUAAAUAACACCGAAUGCUUGUGACACUCGCAGACGCAGGAGUGUCUAUUCAGUUUAUUUGCAUCGAUAUCAAACCUUUGACUUCGUUCGACUUCCAAAACAUGACUGUUUCUUUUGAGGUUUCUUCCAGUGUUGAUGAUUUCAAAAGUUCGUUCGAG
Paramuricea clavata is the source of this 6656-nucleotide messenger RNA. The record is from the annotation of a GenBank genome assembly. Lineage: Eukaryota; Metazoa; Cnidaria; Anthozoa; Malacalcyonacea; Plexauridae.